AUGGCCAGCGCACAUGGCCAAUGGGGCUCACUCGCUGCGGUCUCGGCCCGGCCAGAAGAGGGGGUCGUCGUCAACGUCCCCGUGGCGGAAUCUCUACCCCCUGGCCGCGGCACAUUUGCCUGUAUUCCCGGAAUCCAAGAAAUCAUUCUCAGCCCUGGCUGGACUUGGCCGAGCCCUGAGUCGUGCGCUCCUGUCAGGGGAAAGAGAAACAAAAAAGGGGAUUGGAUGUUGACU
Messenger RNA from Gaeumannomyces tritici R3-111a-1, 234 nucleotides. RefSeq lists its product as hypothetical. NCBI's taxonomy places the organism in Eukaryota, Fungi, Ascomycota, Sordariomycetes, Magnaporthales, Magnaporthaceae. The transcript has 2 exons. The annotation marks the transcript as partial. The record is from RefSeq and is a predicted model, not a curated record.